CGUAUUGGUUAUAUGGUGAACGCAGCUUAAUGGGAUCGCCCUACCAACCGUACAUCGAGACCAAGUUCUACCAAUCCUGGCUGGGUCACACUUGCUUUCACAUGAACGCCUCCGGUACUGUGGUCACGGAUAGUUGUCAUACCCGCCACACCACCGCCAUUUGCCAAAGACCUCGCAAGGUUAUGCCAACAUGUUCACCAUGUAAGGUGAAGAGAGGCAGUGACGUUGAAAGGCGACUGCUAAACAAGGCAUUAUGUCAAGAUUUUGCUGUUGUAGGAUGGGUGACUGGUGAGAGCCUUGGUCAUUACCAUGUAGCCCUGUUGGCCAUCUGCUCCCGUAAUUCUGCCGCUGAUCGCGUGCUCUCACGCUUCCAGACACGCGCUACACUGGGCUCGCGUUGUGCCGGAGUAGUCCCAGGAGCCAGAGCCAGUGUGAUAAACGUGCAGAAGCCGCUGCCAGCGAGAGCGGCGCAGUGUCCGCCACCGUGUGGCCUCCGGCUGAAGAAAGGCAAGCGGUACCUUUUAGCCGGCUCUGUUCACAGCUUCACCAGCGAGUUUCAAAUCAACACCGGCGUGGCGUUGCGCUGGCGACGUGUGAAGAACCUGGCAAGAUCGAGUAGAGUGAACGCAACAUGCUAUCAAUGAGACCAACUUGGAGAUAUCUUGCUUGGCGAGUUCUUUGCAUUUGUUUGGACAAGCUGUUGAGGCAAUGUAUAGUGAGACGAGUUGGACCUGAUACAACAUGCUGCUGCAGUUGAUCGACGAAAUACGAGGUACAUAGUCACACAUACAUGAACAUAAUUUCGUUCUACUUGUCAAGUACAUUUCUGUUCAAACAGAACCAUCCCUGGUACCCUACUACGGUACACCAUGCACAGAGCUUGAGGACCUCACAAAAAGUCAGAACUUUUAUUCAAUCUAUUUUAAAUGUUUUUUUAAUGUUCGCUGAUGACAAUCUGAACUGUCCACCUCUGCUGACGAAACCUAACGGUGUCUAAACAGCUAGCUGGACGAAGGUGGAGUGGCUCAGCUAUAAUCAUGAUUACGUGGCUUUUAGAUAAACAUGAACGUAAUGGUGAAUGCGAAUAGCAUGACGUACCAAAACCCGUUAUGAUCCGUCUCCAGUCAAAUUUUGUCCAUUUUGGAAAUUUUCCUCGAAAUCCCCGUGCAAUGUACGUCAGUACUCUGGACGUGACAUACCAUUUUGAAUAUGCAUUGUUCCGUUCUAGUCGAGAGGCUUUUUCUUUACAAUGAAAGAGACAUUCUCAUCUGUAUUGUAUUGCU
Messenger RNA from Sycon ciliatum, 1283 nucleotides. RefSeq lists its product as uncharacterized. Bases 30 to 644 code for a protein of 204 amino acids. The transcript is spliced from 3 exons. NCBI's taxonomy places the organism in Eukaryota, Metazoa, Porifera, Calcarea, Leucosolenida, Sycettidae. The record is from RefSeq and is a predicted model, not a curated record.